AAUGAAGAUCUCGCAGUUCUUAUUGCUAUGAUAAUCUUAUCAUGCUGUGUCACAUCUCAAGUCACAGCAAGCGACUUGUUAUCAAACCCAUCAUUGCGCUGUGAAAAGUUUGAAUGGUGGCAUUGCCAUUACUACCCUUACUAACACCCUAAACCACAUUGGCCGUUCCCACGCUCUGCCCGAAAGGGUUUUCCGCCUCUCCCUGCCGGCUACAACCCCCACUUCCACCCAAUUCCGUUCCAUCCACAACUGGUAGUAACCAAAUGCUUGUCUGAUUGCAAGAAGGUAAAAACAUGUUUGGCGGAUAUCGCUAAGGCUUUUUACACUCGCAAACCUCUUAUUGGAACGGAAUGUUGCGCUUCGAUACUGAAGAUGGAUAGAAACUGUGAUAAGACUAUCUUUGGCGCUUACCAUAACCAUUUCUUUGACUGGGUUGUUAAGCUUCAUUGCUCCACCAAAGCUGGAUCGACUCCUUAUGCUCCCUCGCCGGCUUAGGGUAUUUUUUUUUUUUGGAAUGCUACUUUCAUUAAACAUAGAGGCUGCAACUGGAUAUACAUUUUUUGGAAUAAAAUUAUGUGGAAUGAGCUAUUCAUGAAGAUUCCACAGAAAAGUUACCAUUUGAGUUGAAUGAAAAAAAAUCUUUAUUCCAUCAAUUCCAAUGGAAUACAUGGAAAGGAAUGGAAUGAAGUUAAAAAUCAUUCAUAAACAAAAAGUCUCGUGAGUACUACAAGAAAAACUAUGAUUAGCUACAAAUUAGCCACAAAUUUUUGUUUUGUGGCUUUUUUUUUCACCACAAAUAUCCACAAAACAGCCACAAUUUUCAAAAUCCACAAUUUGUAGCUAGUAUGUGGAUUUUCGUAGCUAAAUAGCUAUAAAUUUUAACUUGUGGCUAUUUAAGGAGAAAUAGUCACGAUUAACCACAAAAUAUAUUGUAGAGAUA
Molecule: messenger RNA, 940 nt
Organism: Brassica oleracea var. oleracea
Lineage: Eukaryota; Viridiplantae; Streptophyta; Magnoliopsida; Brassicales; Brassicaceae
Biological process (GO): double fertilization forming a zygote and endosperm; regulation of protein localization to cell surface; regulation of double fertilization forming a zygote and endosperm
Cellular component (GO): vesicle; extracellular region
Source: RefSeq, a predicted model, not a curated record